AUGCGCCAGUCACGCACGAAUCUACGCGUACUGACUGUCCUGAGCUUCAGCUGCGGCAUUCUCAUGUGGAUUUUUGCGCUCCAAGUUCGGAGGGCCACGAACCUACGAUCUAGUGCUGCAGCGCUGGUGACAUUAAGUAGCUUUGUCAUGCUGCUCUCGGUUUUGGGCUUCGUUGGCGCCAAGCGCGACCGCAAAAGUCGAAUCUUGCUCUUGUUUUUCGGCUGUAACUUUUUGCUUGUCUCGAGCCUCUUUGUCAUGUGCUACGCCGCGUUCUUCUUUCAAGACGCUCUUGAGUCUUGGAUCAAACAUCACUGGGCUGCAUCGGCUCUGAGGGACAAGCCGUGCUGUACCACCUACAGUGAUACGGUGCAGUACCUGAAGCGUUGUGCAGUGAUUGUAGGCGGGUUGGGCACAGUAUGCAUGCUGCUGGUCAUAUCGGCCAUGUACUUCGUCGUGCGCAUCGUGACGGUACCAGUCGUCAUGCGCCGCAUGCAGUCGGUCCUAAACGUAGUCUUCAUGAUACUAGGCACGGGGCUGUUUGCUGUUGGGCUGUUGUGUUAUGCGCACGAUGAAAUGACGUCAGGACAAAAAUGGAUGGCCAUUAUUCUCAUCACCGUCGGCGCGCUGCUAUUUGCCCUCUCUGUGCUGGGCAUCAUCACCUUGAGGGCCAGAAGCCGAUCCUUGCUCCUCGCCUACAUCAUCGGUCUUGGAGGUUGUCUCGUUGCGCUAGUGCUUUGCUCAUUCAGCGCCUUCUUCUAUCCGGACAAAUUGGCAUGGACAUUUCAGGAGCAAAAGACAAGCUCAAAGCUGGCGUGUGAUCUCAGUUUACCGGGGUGUACGAACUGCACCGAACUGGUUUUUGAGAUGACGCGAUGUGAAGGAGCUAUGCGCGCCUUCGACAAUUACUGGGUUGCGUGUGACAGCUCGACGUCUGGCAUUAAAGAGAGUGCUACUGGUGGCGACUGCCUCAGGGAUAUGAUGAUUUUAAACGAUAAUCCUGACCAAGGUUACAUAGGAAACGAUAUCGCCGAAUGCGGCAAAUGUCCAGAAUGGUCAGCCACGGACGUGCGAGUGUAUCUCCAAAGCCUGCUGCAUCUCCUUGGUAUUUUUGUUCUUGUGGUGUGCCUCUUCAUCGCUGUAGGGUUUGCUGGUGCGUUAGUACUGCGACGAAGUUUAGCAGGUUAUCAAACGGAUUCCGUAUAA
Peronospora matthiolae is the source of this 1203-nucleotide messenger RNA. NCBI's taxonomy places the organism in Eukaryota, Oomycota, Peronosporomycetes, Peronosporales, Peronosporaceae. The record is from the annotation of a GenBank genome assembly.